UAGGAAAACUUGGAGUUUCGAACCCGCGCCGAAGAAGAGGAACCAAAGAAAGAAUAUGAGAUUGCUCUCUCACACAUUUCGUUGUGUAAAACCCCCAAUUUCAAAUCCACCACUAUCCAAAUCUUCUUCUUCCUCAUCUAAGGAUCCAACACUGAUCGUUAAAUCAGAGCCGAAGCCUAAGCUUAAGCAAUGGUGUGUUUAUCUCAUCAUCUCCUCCAAUUCUCCCAUCAAAACCUAUGUAGGGGUCACCCUUGACUUCGAUCGACGUUUGAAACAACAUAAUGGUGAAAUAAAAGGUGGUGCAAAAGCAACUCGAGCGGGACGACCCUGGAUUUGUGCGUGCACAAUUCAUGGUUUUAAAGACCAAAGUCAAGCUUGUGAGUUUGAAUCAAAAUGGAAAAAAGUUUCAAGGAAAAUAUCCUAUGAGAAGAAGGAGGAGGAUGUGGGAAAGCUAUUAGAUGAUCAAACAUUAAGAUUGCUGAAGCACAGGGAAAGAGCUUUAGGAAAAGUGAAGUGUCUGUUUGAUUGCAGUCAAUUUGAGUUUGAUUGGAAAUUGGAUCCUUUCUGAUUCUUUACAUGGGUUGUGGUUUUUCUUUUUCUUUUACAAAUAUUUAUAUAUUUAUUUUCAAUUCUAUGAAUUGAAAUAAUGAUUGUUUAUAAGAUAAAUAUCUCAUCUUUAAAAUUGUGUUAAAUGUAACAUUUAUGAUUUCGUACUUUUUAAUGGAAGACAUGUCUAUAAUUUAUAUACAUUUAAGCCAAAAAUAAAGUAA
Messenger RNA from Cucumis sativus (cucumber), 770 nucleotides. RefSeq names its product structure-specific endonuclease subunit SLX1. Lineage: Eukaryota; Viridiplantae; Streptophyta; Magnoliopsida; Cucurbitales; Cucurbitaceae. Gene Ontology annotation, molecular function: 5'-flap endonuclease activity; crossover junction DNA endonuclease activity. The transcript is spliced from 3 exons. Gene Ontology annotation, cellular component: Slx1-Slx4 complex. Gene Ontology annotation, biological process: double-strand break repair via homologous recombination. The coding region runs from base 56 to 568 and encodes 170 amino acids. The record is from RefSeq and is a predicted model, not a curated record.